This is a messenger RNA of Ceutorhynchus assimilis (cabbage seed weevil), 4254 nucleotides long. The record is from the annotation of a GenBank genome assembly. Lineage: Eukaryota; Metazoa; Arthropoda; Insecta; Coleoptera; Curculionidae.
AAAAAAGUGAAAGUGAUGGUUGAGUGCGAUAUCGGACUAGACUUGUGGCUAGAGGCUCUACUCAGGUGCCGCAACCUUCAGUCCAGUGAAUUUUCAUUUUUAUGGUCUCGGGUGUGGUGAAAAAGCAGCUCCGGCCUAAGUAUCACUAUGGAAAAAGUGUACCCUCCAGAAAAAUUUAAAGCAACAGAACCAUUGGAUUUGGAAACUUAUUUCAAAGAAUAUCAGGCAGAACUUAAUUUACCCAAACUGCCUUCAAAUGAUACCCCAAAUAAUAUUUCAAAAAUUCUACAAGAACAAUUUCAACUACCUUUUUCUAAUGAUGAUAUUUUAAACCUGGAGUCCCUUUGCACUAUUUCCAAGUUAACAUCCCACCAAGAAAACCCCAAUUUACCCCUAAAAGAUAUUCAAACAAGUCGUAAUAACCGUAGCAUGCCAGAGACACAUCAAAUUGUACCAGAAGCCAGAGGUUUAUCUACUGUUCGUAGCACAGUAAUAUUGAAUAGUGUUAAGGAUCAGCCGAAACUGUAUGAAAGGCGAUUAACUGCAACAAACAUAGAUGAUCUUAAAAUAAAAUCUGAUCCUGAUGCAAUGAAAGAUAUUGAGCCAGGAUCUGCCUUUAUUCAAAGGGUGUCGAUUCUUAUGCCAUUAGAUUUCCUACAAGGGCAUAAGCAGUCAGCAGACUAUCUCAGAGUACAAUAUGAAAUUGACAUUUUAAGCACACAGACCUUAUUAGAUUUAGCAAAUUCUAUAAAAUGCAUUUCAGAUAUGCUUGCCAUAAGGGAAGUUGAUAAUAUGGAUACGUAUAAAAGAGAAUAUCUUGGAGAUCCCAAAAUAGAAUAUCCUUCAAGGAGUUUUUUUAUAGAAAAUACUUUCUACAAUGAUAUGUCUGCACCAAACUCCAUUGAUUACUCAGAGGUAAUACAGAAUUGGGCAAUGCAAAAUAAAAUUGGAACAUUUGGAACUAAAUCUAUGAAUGUAACUAUAGGGUCUCUAAAACCUCGUUUCGGGUAUGGAUAUGUGUUUAUUCACCAAGGCAAUUGUGAACAUGUAGUUUGUUUUUCUGAUGCCAGACUUUUGCAAAACUGUGAUGAUUUAGCUUCAAACAAAUAUCCCAAAGUUGUUUUUUCGAGACGUAUUCACAACCACAUAUGUUUUAUGUGCUCAGAUGUCCACUCGUCUUGGUUAGUAGUAGGCAGUGAUCGGCUAACAGUUAAAAAUGCAUUUUUAUGCACAGAAUGCUGCAAAUCGUAUAUGUUUUUGAAUGGGGAAAAAAUUGGAAAAUUCAAAUUGUACCCUCUAUCCAACAGUUUUAUUGUCAGUGAAGCCAUAAAGGAAGCUGAUGAGGAAGAGGACAACUGAUAAUGGUGUUGGGCAGACAGAUACUAUUGGGUGAAUUUCAAUAGGGUUGCACGCGCUUCUUGACCUUUCGUUUAGUUUUAACUUGUAGUGUAGAGUUAGUGAGUGAUGGUAAAAACACUGACUGAAAAUAGUAUUGGCACUACCGCACCAACCAGGGUGAAUAAGAGAAUGAGGAUUAGACUUUAUAAAUAAACAUUAAUUUUAUUCAAGUAUUUAAUAACCUGAUUUCAUAUUUAGUUUUUAUACAUAUCUUAUAAGUAAUUAAAUUGGGAUGCUAACUUUAAAUACCUACAACAAAAAUCACAGUUCGAUUGUAAAUUAAAACAGAAAUACUUUGACUCGACAGAAGGGAGAUCAAACUUUAUAGGAAUAAUCUGACAUCAGUCUUGUAGCUAUUUUUUAUUUCACAAAAAAAAUUAUCUUUUUAAAUCUAUGUAAGUUAGUAUAUCUCUUCUUAAUACUUUUGCGUCUUCAUCUGAAACAAUCUCAUUAUUUUUAAUAUCUUUACUUUUAUUUGCAAUUACAUUUGGAAUGCCAAAAUCACUAUUGUUGGCACUGUUUUGUUGUAAAAUUAAUGGUAAAGGUAGCAUGUUUUUAACAACAUUUUUGGUAGAAUUAUUUGUCUUUUUUGUUUCCUGUCCAAGAUUGACUAGCAACGGCACUGUAUCAUCAUCUUUUCCAGUUUUAUUUGAAUUAGUCAUUCCUAUUUGUAAGCUUUCAUAGAUACCUUUGGAAUUUGAAAUAUCCUUUUCUGUGUUUUUCACUUUGAUUUCGUUUAGUAAACUUUUUUGGGUCAUAUUAUUCUGCUUUAUUCUUGCACUAAGUAAGCUAUUUUUAUGUUUGAGGUCUUCUAUGCUUACUUUGUUUUGAGAUUUAUUAAUCGUAUUGUUUAUAGUUUCCAAAACAAUUUCUUUCUCUUUUUUCAAGACAUCUUUCUCAAGCUCUGCAACAAUUUUCUUAUUUUCCUUUGAAUCGCCACUUAUUUUUUCAAUCGCUUUUAAUGCGAUACUUUCAAUUUCUUUUACUGCUUUUAUUUCAGCUAUCAGUUUUUCUUCUUUUGCCUUUUCAUCUUCUCGUUUGCUGAGUACCUCAAUCAAUUUUUUUUGUUGUUCUACUAAUUCUCCUUGUACCUUGUUUUGUUGUUGAAUUUGAUCAAGUAUUAUUUGAUGCUCUUUGAUAUGGGAGUCUUUGUUUUCUUGAAGUAGAGUUUCUGUAUCUUCUUUUUUUAUUGCUUCAAUAUCAACAUCUUCAUUGUUUUUAGGAUCAUUAACUUUCUUAUUAGAUUUCAUAUUUUUUUUGUUGUUCUCUUCUUUAACAUCUCGGCUUAAAUUAUCAUCAGAAAUUUUUUUCUCAUUUGCCUGUGAGUCUUGUGGCUCCAUUGGUUGUGGUGGCUCAUGUCUUAUCUCAGGACUGACUGUUAUCUUUGCAAUGUUUUCUUUUGUUUGAUUCAAAGUCAUAUGUUUAUUUUCAUCUUCGACAAUUACUUUUAAAUCUUUGGCUACAGGAUCAACAAGUUUCAACUCUCUUUUUUCUGAUAUAUUUGGCACUACGGGAGACAUUUGAGCAUUUUCUAAACUGCGUAUAUUUUCAUGAGUACCCAGAAUCAUCAAUACUAAACCAAUAACUAAAAUGCCUUUAGCUAACAGCCUUUCAUUGGUAUCCUUUUGUGAAAUGUAAAUAAAGCAAAUAACAGGAAAUAAAACGCAAAUAAUUAUGCCAAUAGAAGAACCAACUAAUCCCAAUACAAAUUCAAUAUUGGGAAUUAAUAUUCCAAUAACUAAGGAAAACAAAACUAUUAUUACAGUCAGUCCUUUGAAUCUCCCUUCUGGAAUAUAAUCAUUUACAUUUUCAUGUAAGGUAAUACCUUGCCUGUAAAUAAGAGAAUGUGCACUGGCCCUACAAGGAAAUAUCACUAGCGGAAAACUGAAGGCAAUUGAUAAUAUAAAUCCUAACUUUAUAACAUUAGUUAACAAUGAUGCAUCAAAACUUAACAAUAUAUUACCAGUGAAAUUUGUGUUUGCAAAAGCUACAUAGCCAAAAAAUCCUACAAAAAAAUAAACUAUAGUGCAUAUAUUAACAGCAUUUUUGAUAACAUGAUUCAUUUUUUCUAAGCUAGGAUUAUUAAUAACUUGGUAGAUUUCAAAUAAUUGAGUUUGGCAUGAUAGUGCCAUAGAAAAUAUUGGUAAACAUUGUAUUACACCUUCAGGUUUCCAAAAUACUACUUCAGUUAUCCAAUCUCCUUGAAAAAUUCGAGGCAUAGCAUCAAUUACAAUUUUUACUACUAGGCAGAUAUAGAAACCAAUAGUGGCCUUUGAGACUCCACUUAAACUAUCCACAUUUUUUAAAAGACCUAAUGGUAACACACAAAAUAAAGCUACAGCUAAUAAAAUAGAGGAUCUCAUUGUGCUGCUUGUUUCAUGUCCAGUUAUUUCCGAUAUAAUAGCUGGUCCUAGGUCCCCCAUGACAACAAAGAAUGCUAUACACGUACCUACUAGAAACCCGAUCAUUCCAACUUCUAUGGCGAACUUGCCAAAACUUCCAAAUAUGUGAUAGGCUAAAUAUUCGAAAUGUUUCCUUCGUGCUAUGAUGGCCGAUUUGAUGAGAAAGUGGCAUGAUAAUCUUGAUAUUAAAUUACUUAGUAAAAGCAUAAUUAUAGCUAGGAAGAUACCACAUUUUUUAAAGCAAUAAGGCAUUGCCAAGAUGCUGACGCCGAUUAUGCUAUUUGCCAGCGUUAACACGUGUCCAUUAUAAACUUCCAUUUUUGCUUGAUAAUUAUUGUAGAACUGAUUUUUCAAUAGUAUGUUUUCAUUUUUAAUUUGAUUUUAGCAGAAAAAUCAGGAAACUUUCAAAUUGUAAUGUAAAUAAACAGUGCCCAGGGGCCACGUCAAAGAAAUU